Molecule: messenger RNA, 1320 nt
Organism: Durusdinium trenchii
Lineage: Eukaryota; Dinophyceae; Suessiales; Symbiodiniaceae
Source: the annotation of a GenBank genome assembly
AUGAAGAGUGUCUUCCGUUUGUGGAUCCUAAAUUUCGCAGCAUCUCUGGAAUUGCCCGAUUGGUGCCAGGACAAACGGGAAGAUUGCCACCGGUACAUCGGGCGAGGUCCAUUGGGUGGAGGUUGCGAACGUCAUGCUGAGUAUAUGCGAAUGUUCUGCGCCAGAACCUGUCACUUCUGCGAUGAGCCAGAGGAUGCGCUUCAGACCGCUCAGAUUCAGAUUGCUGACAGCCAGAUUCACCUCCUCACUGCUCGAGGUGUCCGCCGUUGGCACUUUAUGGAGUUGCCAGUGAAAGGACCAGUCGACAGCUGCCCCGUAGGUGAGUCCAAUGAGGCCCAACGCAAUACCUCCUGUAGCAUAUACUCCUGGAGGACCCAUUUGGCUUCGGCCCGGUUCUAUGACAGCCUAAGCCACAAUCUGAACAGCUCAGUUUACCGCUGGGAUCCACUGGCUAGUCGCUUCGAGCGUCACCAGGCGCUGCCCACUUCAGGGGCUUGGGCUUUGAGUUCCUUCAAGCUGGCAGGGCAAUACUAUUUGGCACUUGCCAGCUUCUUCGAUGGCUUCAGUCGUCAACUGUCCAGCCCGAUCUACCGUUGGGAUGUACUCACAGACGCUUUUGUGUGGCACCAGGAUCUCCAAACGGAGGGUGCCAAGGAUGUGGAAUUCUUGCUGCUUUCGGACUCCAGCGGAGUUCUGGCCUUUGCUGAAACAAAUGCUAAUGACAAUGCGGGGACGUGCCGUCUUUUCCACUGGGCGCACCGGCUGCGUGCAUUUGAGCCGCUGCAGGUGCUGCCAACUGCUGGGGCUUAUGAUGUCGAGACGUUCAUGCCAUCAACAGGUGAGAAGGCCAUAGUUGUGGUCCACGAGGAUGGGGCUGAAGUCUAUGGGACGCGCUGGCAGGACGGAGAGCUUGCAGGUUUCAGCCUUUUGCAAGAACUGAAGAUCGGACAUGGCCGAGAUGCAGAACAUUUUCAAUGGGCAGGCCGCGACCUCCUCGCGCUUUCUGUCUUUCGCAGCGAGCAAAGUUAUGAGGUCGAAACCCUGGUUUACGAAUGGGAUGCAAGCUCCAGAACGCUCAUCGAGGUGCAAGGCCUGCAGUCCGCAGGUGCCUUCGAUGCUGAAUACCUUGAAUUUCGUGAGCCUAUGUUGCUGGUUGCAAAUCAGCGUUUAGGAGUGUCAAGAAUGUACAGCUUCAACUCGACAUCCUGCGAUCAACUCUUGUGUCCACUGGCAGAGUUCAAAACGCCCGGAGUCUACAAUGUUGCCUACAAUGUCUCUGAGGUUGUGGGCUUCCUUGCCAUAGCGAACUUCUGGGAUUGA